UUCCGUCUCUUCAGUGGUGUCUAAGGUGUUAAGCAAGAGGGACAGAGUGCACUGUUUGCUGUGCCAAGUAGGCAUUGCCCUGACCACCAAUUCUGCACAGUAUGGCGAGCAACAAAUCAGUUGAGAAAAUGGGGACAGAAAAUGUUGUGAACUGCUUAUACCGACACCCUGGAGCAGCUUUUAAGCUGAUUUGCUUCCCCUGGGCGGGAAGCGGAUCUUCCCACUUUGCAAAAUGGGCCAAAAGUUUUCACCAUUCCAUAGAAGUUUCCUCUAUAAGGCUUCCUGGAAGAGAAAGUCGAUCUAAUGAGCCAGUUGCAACAAACUUGGGUCAUGUAGCUGCUGAAAUUUCUAAUGCUUUACUGCCAAUACUCCAGGAUAUUCCUUUUGCAAUUUUGGUCACAGGACCAGUGCUCUUUCCAUUGUACCAAACUGCCUGUUCAUCUGGACACCUGGAAGCUCUACACUUAAAAGAAAAUUACAAGUUACAGCCAAUGCAUUUUUUUGUGUCAAGUGCAAAUCCUCCACAUGUGAGUAAUGAAAUCUGUUUGGAUGCUCCAUAUCAUUCUGGGAUGUCAGAAGAGCAAGUGUUUAAUAUUAUCAUGACUAUGGGUGGCAUUCCCAAAGACAUUCUUGAAAACAAAGAACUUUUGGAAAUGUUUCUUCCUAUUUUAAAAGCAGAUAUUCACAUGAUGUUCAAUUUCACCUAUGUAAAAACAUCAAAGACUCUUCUUUCUUGUGAUAUUACAUGUUUUUCUGGGACUGAAGAUACAGCAAAAAAAACAGAAGGCUGGAAGGACCUAACCAGUGGGAGUGUUGAAAAUCACAAGUUUCCUGGAAAUCGCUUUUAUCUCACUAACCCUUCUAAUGAGACUUUCAUCAUAAACUACAUAACCAAAUGCCUUGAAAUGUCAUGCUUUGCCUAA
Molecule: messenger RNA, 923 nt
Organism: Phascolarctos cinereus (koala)
Lineage: Eukaryota; Metazoa; Chordata; Mammalia; Diprotodontia; Phascolarctidae
Source: RefSeq, a predicted model, not a curated record